Molecule: messenger RNA, 1148 nt
Organism: Schistocerca gregaria
Lineage: Eukaryota; Metazoa; Arthropoda; Insecta; Orthoptera; Acrididae
Exons: 4
Coding region: 1-1104 (367 amino acids)
Cellular component (GO): cytosol
Molecular function (GO): protein binding; GMP kinase activity
Source: RefSeq, a predicted model, not a curated record
AUGUGGCUGGAAACCCCAUCUGGGAAACCAACCAUAGGAUACACAUUGGUGGUUGUAGGUGCACAGGCAGAUGAUGUGACAGGUGGACCACAGGAGACAACGUCUAGGCCCUCUGCGCGUUCAGAUAUGUUACCAGACAUGACCCUGUUGUUGGCUGUGUUCCAGGCUGCCAGCACAACUGAAACUCUAGUGGUGGCAGCAGGUCAAACCCCAUGGGCAUCUUCCAAAGCAGAGGGGACAUCUGCAACUGAUGGUGGCUGUUGCAUGCCCUGGCUGCAUGCUGAAUUUGGAGCUUAUCACUUGCAUAAACUCUACAUAUCUGAGAAUACCAUUUCAGAUCUUACAGAACUAUCAAACCUGCAGAAAUUCUUUCUGCUACAAGUAUUAGACAUGAGGAACAAUAAAAUAACUGAGCUUUCUGGAUACCGAGAACUUGUUUUGCACACAGUUCCCUCAGUAAAACACCUAGAUGGAUGUGAAGUUACUUAUGUGGAAAAGGUGAGAGUGGGUGUCAGUCAUACUACAAGACCAAAAGAACCUAAUGAAAUUGAUGGGGUGUAUUACCAUUUUGUGUCCCAAAAAGAAUUUGAUGAUUUGGUAAAACAUGGAGAAUUUAUGUCUGUCACAGAAACUCUAGGGAGCUGUUAUGGGUUUGGUCCACAAAAAUCAGGAGUAUCAAACAGUGCACCAGUAAGUAUAAAAAAGGGGACAGGUGCUUGUAUGUGUGGACAAGAAACCUGCCUGUGUAACAUAACUUACACAACUUAUGACAAUAAUGUAAGUUACUACACACCUGAGUCAAAACAGCUUGAAGAAAUCUACAUUAGAUCUUCACUGAAGAUGAGACAGGAGUACCUUGAUAUGCAUUAUCAGAAUCCUGGUUUCUUUUCAAAAGUAAUUUUUACUGAUGACCUGGACAGUGCUUAUUCAGAAUUAAUGAAAUUCCUUAAAAGUGUGUACAGAGGAAGACUCCAUCAGAUACCACUGUACUCGUUAGAUGGGGAUCACUAUUACCAAGAGGUGGUCUGUGAGAAGCUAGAUUACUACAACAACAUAAUUAAUAAUCACAAUUUUAAAGGAGUCAAACAGUUAGAACCAUUAUAGUGAAUUUGUGGUGAACUGUGUAAAAAUAUUCAAAAAAUAAAUGU